UCCUGCCCUGCUCCUGCCUGGGACUGAGGCUGGGGCCUGGCCCUGGGCACGGGCUGCCCCAGGCCCCAGCGUGGUUCUGCUGUGGCAGGAGCAGUGGGGGACAGCUCUGGACGCCUGCAAGCGCCCGGGUGGGCCCUUGAUACUGCUGGGACCAGGCUCCUCCGAGGCCCAUCCAGCAGGGCAUCCCCAGUGUCCCCUGGGCCCAGCCCCGGUGUCGGGGCCCGGCAGCAUCCAACAUUUCACCUCCCACCCCCUGUCUGGGCUGAACAGCAGCUCAGGGCCAAAUUCCUGGUGCAACCUCCUGCAGAGCCUCCCUAGGCUCUUUGGCCCAUCUCUCCCCCCCCACCUAAUUAGUGUCAGGCUGAGCCAUCAGCUUCCCUUGGCAGUACAAAGGCAGCUGCCUGAGGCGGGCGCUGGGGGCAAAGGUCCCGUGAGCACAGAGCUAUCAGCGCCACACAGGAGGCGCUGAGAUGAGACAUACCCGCAGCGCCAGCCCUGUCCCCCGCCCACGUCGCCCACAGCCCAACCCCAGGGCAGGCUGGCACAUGGCUGGUGGGGGCUCAUGUGACUGGGCACGUGUGGAGGCACCUGGAGGCACAGGGCACAGCUUAGGGCCAGGCCAGGCAGGCAGGGGAUGGGGGCACAGGCCUGGGGGCUUCACCACUGCUACCUGCUACCCACAGGGAGCCUGGGCACUGACACAGAGGAGCGUCUUGUCGAACACCUCCUGGACCCGUCCCGCUACAACAAGCUGAUCCGCCCGGCCACCAAUGGCUCUGAGCUGGUGACUGUGCAGCUCAUGGUGUCGCUGGCCCAACUUAUUAGUGUGCAUGAGCGGGAGCAGAUCAUGACAACCAAUGUGUGGCUGACGCAGGAGUGGGAGGACUACCGCCUCACCUGGAACCCCGAGGAUUUUGACAACAUGAAGAAGGUGCGGCUGCCCUCCAAGCACAUCUGGCUGCCUGAUGUCGUCCUCUACAACAAUGCUGACGGGAUGUACGAGGUGUCCUUCUACUCCAACGCGGUGGUGUCCCAUGAUGGCAGCAUCUUUUGGCUGCCGCCGGCUAUCUACAAGAGCGCCUGCAAGAUCGAGGUGAAGCACUUCCCCUUCGACCAGCAGAACUGCACCAUGAAGUUCCGGUCGUGGACCUAUGACCGCACAGAGAUCGACCUGGUGCUCAAGAGUGACGUAGCAAGCCUGGACGACUUCACGCCCAGCGGCGAGUGGGACAUCGUGGCGCUGCCGGGCCGGCGGAAUGAGAACCCUGAGGACUCCACCUAUGUGGAUAUCACCUACGACUUCAUCAUCCGCCGCAAGCCACUCUUCUACACCAUCAAUCUCAUCAUCCCCUGCGUCCUCAUCACCUCCCUGGCCAUCCUGGUCUUCUACCUGCCCUCCGACUGUGGUGAGAAGAUGACACUGUGUAUCUCGGUGCUGCUGGCCCUCACUGUCUUCCUGCUGCUCAUCUCCAAGAUCGUGCCACCCACAUCGCUGGAUGUGCCACUGGUGGGCAAGUACCUCAUGUUCACCAUGGUGUUGGUGACCUUCUCCAUUGUCACCAGCGUGUGCGUGCUCAAUGUGCACCACCGCUCACCCACCACACACACCAUGCCACCCUGGGUCAAGGUAGUCUUUCUGGACAAGCUGCCCGCCCUGCUCUUCAUGAAGCAGCCGCGCCAGAACUCCCCCCGCCAGCGGCUGCGCCAGCGCCGGCAGCCGCAGGAGCAAGCCACUGGUGGCAGCUUCUUCCUGCGCCGGGGUGCCCGUGCCGGCACUUGCUACGUCAACCCAGCGGCCGCCAAACCGCUCGGAGCAGGAGGCGAUGGGGCCAAUGGGUUCCGGGGGACGGGGCCAGGGCCGGGGCCAGGGCCAGCCCAGUGUUCCUGUGGCCUAGAGGAGGCAGUGGAUGGGGUGCGCUUCAUCGCUGACCACAUGCGGAGUGAGGAUGAUGACCAGAGCGUGAGCGAGGAUUGGAAGUACGUGGCCAUGGUGAUCGAUCGCCUCUUCCUGUGGAUCUUCGUCUUUGUCUGUGUCUUUGGCACCAUCGGCAUGUUCCUGCAGCCGCUGCCGGCAGCCUGUUCCCAAAACUCCGCCUCCCACUCCCUGCUGCAGCUGGCCCAGGGCACGCCCAGUGCCAAAUAGUGUCCUUCCUGCCCGCCCCCCUGAGACCGUCCCAGCUGAGCACCAAGGGGCCAAGAACAGCGCUCAGGGUGAAGCAGAUGGGCCACAUGGGGUGCACUGGGCAGGGUCUCCAUGGGGCCUGGCUGCUGCUUCCAGCCCUCCCCAUGCACCCCCGUGCAUCCCAGCUCAUGCUGCUUCCAGGGAGGGCCACUGCAGCCACGAGGGCAGAAGGGGAGGCGAGGGGCUAGGCCCUGCUCUGCACAGCUCCAGCCUGGGGGUGGGUGGGUGCAGAGUCAGCCUCACCCUUGCCCAGGCAGAGGGACCUCACCACCACCUGCAGGGACAGAUGGACUGACACAGAGGACUUUGUUCCUGCCCCUGCUGGGACCACAGGGAUAGCUAGUGCCUCCCUGGCACAUGCUGGUGCCACUCAUUUCAGCUCAGCCCCAGGCCACGAACACCGCUAGGUGCUCUCCACCCUGCACUGCAGAGCUGAGGGGCAGGGGGCUCUGCCGUUAGUGCCCCCAUGCCCGCAGGCACAAUGGCCCUGGCCUAGACCCAGCCAGGCCAGAGGCUCGGGAGGGGGCGGGCUUAGGGGGCGCCAAAGCCUGAGGAGGCGGCACUGUGAUGUCUGGCCUAAGGGCGCAGCCGCUGCUUCAAGCGUCACCGCAAACCAAUAAACACUUGCACAGACCACAGCUGGUGCCUGCCUCCUUCCUUUCCUG
This is a messenger RNA of Alligator sinensis (Chinese alligator), 2847 nucleotides long. RefSeq names its product cholinergic receptor nicotinic beta 2 subunit (gene CHRNB2). Lineage: Eukaryota; Metazoa; Chordata; Crocodylia; Alligatoridae. Gene Ontology annotation, biological process: signal transduction; monoatomic ion transmembrane transport; nervous system process. Gene Ontology annotation, molecular function: transmembrane signaling receptor activity; acetylcholine-gated monoatomic cation-selective channel activity. The record is from RefSeq and is a predicted model, not a curated record. Gene Ontology annotation, cellular component: synapse; postsynaptic membrane; neuron projection.